Molecule: messenger RNA, 1815 nt
Organism: Paramuricea clavata
Lineage: Eukaryota; Metazoa; Cnidaria; Anthozoa; Malacalcyonacea; Plexauridae
Source: the annotation of a GenBank genome assembly
AUGAGUUCUCAGCUGCAAAAGGUCAAGGAACGCUUGUCAAAAUACAAAGAAGACAUAGACGUCGCUGAAGAGAGGGAACUCAAAGCAAAAGCUGAUCUCAUUGAGGUAGAUGCGCGCUGUGAAACAACCAGGAAUGAAGUGGAGGGGUUGAAAAGACGGUUGGUGCUGAUCCAGAAAGAUUUGGACAAGGUAAACGAACGCUUGGAGUCCGCGCAGUCGAAAUUGAACCAUGCAGAAGGAAGAUUUGGUGAUGAUGACGGAGUGAGACAAGAAUUUGAAGUCACUGAAAUGGAGCGAGACGAGCAGUUGGCUGUUCUUGAAGAGGUAAUCGGGGUCCGAAAAUAUGGAAUUGUCUUUCUUCAUCAAUAACAGGAAUAAAUAUCACUUCUUCUUUCAAACAAAAAUUGCAAAAAUAUCUGAUUGAAAACAAUUAGUGCAUGUAUAUGUCAAUAGGAGUUUCAUUUAUUAACAACAAAACAAACAAAAAAUUUUUGCCUUAAAAUUUUUGAAAAAAACUUUGUUCUGAGAUCUUUUCACCACUCCCUUUCCUGUCAAUGUAAAUUUACUGAAUGAAGUGGUAAAUAAAUUGAAUUGAUGUUUUUUUCAAUCAAAUCAUGAUUACUAGAUUACAUCGAUAUCGAAGGAACUAGACUCAGUUCCGAAAUAUCACAUACUCGAACCGACCUGACCGCGUAGCUCAGUUGGCAGUGCAUUGGGCUAGUAUUCCAAAGGUCGUAGGUUCGAUUCCCACCGUGGCCAGGCAUAUUUUUCAAGAUUGCCCGGUGUGGACAUACACUCAGAGUAACAUCACAAGCAUGAAAUUGAAUUGAAUUUAAAAAAAAGGUAACAUCGUCGGAUGCGAUUCCAGUCAUUACAUUCAGGGAUGUAACAUACCCCCAAAUGAAUGCGGGUGGGUGGGGGUUAAUCGUUUAAUACACAGAACAGCUAUUGGGUCCAGGAAAUAUUUCUAUUUUUAGGAUAGAUAGAUGGUUUUAUUCACAAUUCACAUUACAGCCCCAAAAAAGGCUGAAUAUCGUAAAUAUUACAAAAAUACAACUUUUGCCUAAAACUGUCGCGUGCAACCUGCUUACAACUUGAGUUGUACUGUGUAAAUCAAGCAUACAACUCACUUAGAACAAGCAGUACAAUUCCAGUUGUAAGCAGGUAAGUAAGUAGUGAUUUAUUCGUAUGAGAUGUAAUUUCAAAUCCUCCAAUUCGGACUGGACUAGAUUUCAAGUCCUCAGGCCUCAUUUGCGGGGCCCGCGGAAAAUCUUCUCUGGGGGUCCCAUGACAUCAUUAUUUUUAAGCUAGACCCAAGUCUGUCACCUAACUAGACCUUAGCUAGACUGCAUGUGGAGUUACUGUAGGGGCCCUCAAUUUUCAAAAAUACUCUGACCAAUUUAAAGAACCUAGUCCAGUCAUAGUCGGAUUUGAAGUAUCACAUGAAAGAUUUAUAAAUUUGACAACUGUAUUCAGUUUUGAUCCACUUCUUUAAUUAGGUUUCUAUAUUUAGCUUUCUUGCGGUUAAUUAAUCAUAAUAUGGAUAAUACUAAUAUUUUUCCACGUCUGUGACAGGAGUGUGAUGCAGCAAAGAAAUUGAGAAACGAAGCGCACAACGUGCUUGUCGACAGCGAACGAAAACUUGCCGUCAUCGAAGAAGAAACGCAGCGCACGGACGAACGUCUUCGCUCGGGCACGGAACACGUGAGCUCGCUUGAAGGUAGAAUCAGUGACGUGGGCGGCGAGAUACGUGUGCUCGAAGAUCGUGACAACGAUGCCGCGGAACGCGAAGAACUCACUGAGGAAAAGUUGAAG